Messenger RNA from Helianthus annuus (common sunflower), 810 nucleotides. RefSeq lists its product as uncharacterized. Lineage: Eukaryota; Viridiplantae; Streptophyta; Magnoliopsida; Asterales; Asteraceae. The transcript has a single exon. The record is from RefSeq and is a predicted model, not a curated record. Bases 1 to 810 code for a protein of 269 amino acids.
AUGAUCGCUUCCUCUCACGGAUUGGUGUGCUUGUGUGGUUUUGCUUAUGAUCUCAAGAAGCAUCUUAUUGUUCUUUGGAACCCAUCAAUUAGGAAAUCUGUUGAAAUUGAGCUGCCGAAUAAAUUGAAUGCUCUGGGUUUUGGGGUUUGUCCUAAAACUAUGGACCCUAAGAUUGUCAGGAUUACACGUAGAACUAACGCGCAGGUUUAUACAUUAAGCUCUGGGGCUUGGAGACGCGUAUCAAUGAAUCUUUGUGUGCCCGGGACCGGGUUUAGGUUUUGUUCUUAUCAGGUGGUUAUAGAUGGGGUUAUUUAUUGGAUUACUAAUAAUACAAGUGGAUCUUGUGAUAAGCUAAUUUCAUUUGAAUUGACAAAUGAAGAAUUUGGAGUGAUAGAGCUUCAAGAUAGUAUUGAAGACCCUGAGCAUUUAUGCAUCUCUAAGCUUAAGGAGUCUCUUGUUGUGCUUAAUUACGAUAAAUCAGAGGUAGCUUGCGUUGUAUGGAUGAUGACCAAAAAUGGUGAUCCAAAAUCCUUGCUUACAAAACUAUUCACUGUGAGUUUUAACGCAUUUCAUGAUUCGGUAUAUCAUAGAAUUGUUGGAUUUCGGAAGAAUGGUGAACCGAUAAUUGAACGCCUAUGUAGUGGUGGUGGUUGUCGAGUAGCACUUGAAGUUUAUGAACCCUGCACGGAAAAUAGCAAUGAUAUUUGGACUGAUACGCCCUUCAUGAUGAAGCGUGAUUCGUUCUUCAUGACGACCUCCUACACAGAAUCACUACUUUUGCUUAAUCACCCUGAUUCCAUCAUUCAUUGA